Cavia porcellus (domestic guinea pig) is the source of this 1985-nucleotide messenger RNA. RefSeq names its product ubiquitin conjugating enzyme E2 V1 (gene Ube2v1). The transcript is spliced from 4 exons. The record is from RefSeq and is a predicted model, not a curated record. The coding region runs from base 84 to 509 and encodes 141 amino acids. Gene Ontology annotation, cellular component: nucleus. Gene Ontology annotation, biological process: protein K63-linked ubiquitination; DNA damage tolerance. NCBI's taxonomy places the organism in Eukaryota, Metazoa, Chordata, Mammalia, Rodentia, Caviidae.
GCCUGCGCGUGCGCCUGCGCGUCACGACCCGGCCCGGGCGGGGGGUGAAGAAGGGGCCGGCCUUCGAGCUACAGCGACGCAAGAUGGCAGCCACCACGGGCUCGGGAGUAAAAGUCCCUCGCAAUUUCCGACUGUUGGAAGAACUCGAAGAAGGCCAGAAAGGAGUAGGAGAUGGCACAGUUAGCUGGGGUCUAGAAGAUGACGAAGACAUGACACUUACAAGAUGGACAGGGAUGACAAUUUAUGAAAACCGAAUAUACAGCCUUAAAAUAGAAUGUGGACCUAAAUACCCAGAAGCACCCCCCUUCGUAAGAUUUGUAACAAAAAUUAAUAUGAAUGGAGUCAAUAGUUCUAAUGGAGUGGUGGAUCCCAGAGCCAUAUCAGUGCUAGCAAAAUGGCAGAAUUCCUAUAGCAUCAAAGUUGUUCUCCAAGAGCUUCGGCGCUUAAUGAUGUCUAAGGAAAACAUGAAACUUCCUCAGCCGCCUGAAGGACAGUGUUACAGCAAUUAAUCAAAGCCCCCGGGCCCCCUCCACCCCCACCCCAAUUCGGUUCAAGCAGUCUUCAUUUUCCACAGUAGUAAAUUUUAUAGUUGCGUCUUGUAGACCUCAAAGUACUGGAAAGGAAGCUCCCAUUCAAAGGCAGUUUAUCUUAAGAUACUGUAAAUGAUACUAAUUUUUUGUCCAUUUGAAAUAUAUAAGUUGUGCUAUAACCAAUCAUCUGUCAAGUGUAACCACUGUCCGCAUAGCUGAACUUCUGGGAUCAAGGAAGUGUGUUAAAUUGAUUCCCAUCGGGACUGGUGGUGCACAUCUGACCUAACUGUGAAGAGACGCAUCACACAACCACCUUGCUGCUGACGACAGGGCCGGCUCAGCCCGGCCGCCUGCCCCGCCCCGCCCCGCCCCGGCCGGGUGGCGGCUGAGUGGGUGUGAAGGUUUCAGGUUGCUGCCUGUGGGACUACUGCUGGGUGUGGGGGGUGCUUGCCUGCACCCUGGUUUCUUUUUUUUAAGUCUUAAGUGACGCCCCCUUCAAGCCAUUGACCUGUCCCACCCUUCCGCUCCCACCCUUGGCCGAAGCAUAGAUUGUAACCCUCUGUCUCCCUCUGAAAUUGGCCUUUGGUGAGGAAUUCAGGGCUUUCCCCCAUCUGUCCCCUACCUUGAUCGAGGGGUGCUGCUUUUUCCCUCCUCCUCUCCCUUGUCACACUGUCACCCCAACACUUCCCACGACCCUUCCUUCCUUGGCCAGAAGCCAUCAGAUAAGGUUGGAAAGAGCCUCUGACCUCCCUCGUUAGCUUUGGACCCAGUCACUCAUCCUCUGCCAGCCUGGGAAAGGGCGCCAGGUCCCGGGCUCUGCCACCCGCUGUCACCGUCAGCCGAUGUCUUAGCUCAGGUCUGAUGAGUGAACAGAGCAGACCUGCCAGCGCUCACGUCCCUGCCAGCAGACCUGGAGCACCGCCACACAAGGAUGCUGGUCAGCACGAGCAGUCCCUCUGGAUGGCUCCCUCCCCUGCCCACGCCGCGUUGAAGCGUUGGAGAAGGUUUCGAGGGCCUCGUUGGCCGCCCUGGGCUCCAUCUGGGUCUGGAGGGAAAUCUGACGGCUGCACAGAAGAACCCGAGGUGUGGACUUUGGCUCUGGUGCUGCUGCUUCUCUGCUCGGCAGGGACCAAGGAGCGGCCUGGCGGCCUGGCACCUGCUGCCUGCUGCCUUUUCCCGCUGUUCAGGACCACUAAAUGCUGAAAUGUGGAUGCAAACCGAAAUAAAGCGAUUCGUGGUGUUCCGAAGGGGGUUUUUAGUAUUUGUGUAAAACCACCUUUUAAAGCAGUAACUAUCAAGUCUGCAAAGCAAAGCAGUUUCCAUCCAUCCUUUUCUAGGGAAAACCUUAGUUCACGGAUUUCACGCCCUCUAGUUGCACUUAACAGUGUUCCCUACGCAGCCUUUUUAUUGUCAGACCAUCGCCUGAUUUUAAUAAAACACAAGUGUGCGUUCAUA